GGCGCGCCGCGGAGGCGCGCUGCGGCCUGUUGUUGUGGCGGCGCGGCCCGCGGUUCACCCCCGGCAGCCCCCGGUAGCGAUGAGCGAUAACGAUGACAUCGAGGUGGAGAGCGACGAGGAGCAGCCGAGGUUUCAGUCCGCGGCAGAUAAACGUGCUCACCACAACGCUCUGGAGCGCAAGCGCAGGGACCACAUCAAGGACAGCUUCCACAGCCUGCGGGACUCCGUCCCGUCCCUCCAGGGGGAGAAGGCAUCCCGGGCCCAAAUCCUGGACAAAGCCACAGAGUACAUCCAGUACAUGCGCCGGAAAAACCACACGCACCAGCAGGACAUCGACGACCUCAAGAGGCAGAACGCGCUCCUGGAGCAGCAAGUGCGGGCCCUGGAGAAGGCCAGGUCGAGCGCCCAGCUGCAGGCCAACUACCCCUCGACGGACGGCGGCAGCCUCUACACCAACGCCAAGGGCAGCACCAUCUCCGCCUUCGACGGCGGCUCCGACUCCAGCUCCGACUCGGAGCCCGACGAGCCGCAGAGCAGGAAGAAGCUGCGCAUGGAGGCCAGUUAGGGCCCCCCCCUCCUCACUCCACAGAACCCCCCCACCACAACCUGGCUGCCUAAAGACUUUUCUCUCCCUCCUCUCCUAGAAGCUCUUGGACUGCAGCUUCCCGACCCUUCCCCGGCCCCUUUUGCUCCCCCUCUCCCCCCAGCCCCUGCUCUAAGCCAGCCAGGGGGCUCGCAGCACCCACCCCAGCGACUUGGGAGGAGGGGAAGAGGGGGGUGGGGGCCACGAGGAAACAUCAUCGGCCCCCCCUGCCCCCCCUAAAAUUAGUGAGCCCCCCACUCCUCCUUCCCCCUUCUGAUUUUCUAUGAGCGUUUCUAUUUAUACCUGAGGACCACAGCAGACUGGAGCUGAAGGACAAGGGCUGCGCAGGAGCCCGGCAGCCCCCUCCCCAAACCCAGGGUGGGGAACCUUUUUUU
Messenger RNA from Dryobates pubescens (Downy woodpecker), 978 nucleotides. RefSeq names its product MYC associated factor X (gene MAX). The record is from RefSeq and is a predicted model, not a curated record. Gene Ontology annotation, biological process: positive regulation of transcription by RNA polymerase II. The transcript is spliced from 5 exons. Gene Ontology annotation, cellular component: RNA polymerase II transcription regulator complex. NCBI's taxonomy places the organism in Eukaryota, Metazoa, Chordata, Aves, Piciformes, Picidae. Bases 80 to 565 code for a protein of 161 amino acids. Gene Ontology annotation, molecular function: DNA-binding transcription factor activity; protein dimerization activity.